GAGGAGUUACUUCCGCUUCCGGAGGUCUAAGGCGUGCGGCUCUGGGUUUGCUUUGCUGCAAAAUGCGACCCCUGACCGAAGAGGAGACCAGCACCUUGUUCCAAAAGCUCUCGAAAUAUAUUGGAGAAAACAUUCAGUUGCUUGUGGACCGACCCGAUGGCACCUACUGUUUCCGACUCCAUAAAGACAGAGUCUACUAUGUAAGCGAGAAGAUUCUGAAGCUGGCAGUGAAUAUCUCCCGGGAGAAGCUGGUGUCUCUGGGGACCUGCUUUGGGAAGUUCACUAAGACCCAGAAGUUCAGAUUGCACAUCACUGCCCUGGAUUACCUGGCACCCUAUGCAAAGCAUAAAGUAUGGGUGAAACCUGGAGCAGAGCAAUCAUUCUUGUAUGGGAACCAUGUGUUAAAGUCUGGCCUGGGUCGAAUCACAGAAAAUACUAAUCAGUAUCAGGGACUGGUGGUGUACUCCAUGGCAGAUGUCCCUUUGGGUUUUGGUGUGGCAGCCAAGUCCACGCAGGACUGCAGGAAGGUGGACCCCAUGGCAAUUGUUGUGUUUCACCAAGCCGACAUUGGGGAAUACGUGCGUCAUGAAGACACACUGAUUUAAUUCCUCUUAUGGACUUGUGACCAGGAUUUUUUUCCUGUGGGAGUGGCUGAACUACCAAUCCACCCUCUUAGUGACCUAUGCCAUGACUUGUGGAUGCACUUGGUUUUCAGUUGGCCAUUCUUACUAUUGCAGGGGCACUGGGGCCUAGUGCAUCAAAUACUGUACUCGGAAGUUGGAAGACCGGGGCUUGAAUCUGCUGCUUGGCAUAGUGCCUGGCACAUAGUAGGCGCUUAAUAAGCCUUGAAUGAUUGUCAUCUCUGACACUUAGCAGCUGGGUGAUCCCAUGCAGUACUUCACUGGAUUCACCUGGUUGUUGUGAGGAUCAAAUUGGAGAUAAAGUACUUGGGGCAAAAGUGGGGGGGAAGUCUUAAGCUUUCGUUGUAAACAAUUGCAGGGUGAGCACUUGUUUAACAAGAAAAUGAGAUAUUUGAACCUCUUUUGUUUAAUACUGAUUAAAUUGAAUACCAUGUUUUAUACAGAA
Molecule: messenger RNA, 1086 nt
Organism: Phascolarctos cinereus (koala)
Lineage: Eukaryota; Metazoa; Chordata; Mammalia; Diprotodontia; Phascolarctidae
Gene: NIP7
Product: nucleolar pre-rRNA processing protein NIP7
Biological process (GO): ribosome assembly
Cellular component (GO): nucleus
Molecular function (GO): RNA binding
Source: RefSeq, a predicted model, not a curated record